AUGGAAGACCAACAAACAACAAUUGAUUAUCCAAAAAUUCAACCAUCUGUUCAAUAUUUCGAUCCAAGAUUAUUACCUCCACCACCUCCACCAGCACCAAUUGCCGCCUAUUACUACUAUCCGAAUCAUCAAUAUAAACCACAGCAAGCGACUCUCGAGGAGGAAGAGACUGCCACCUUGGAGAAUGACACUGAGAAUAAACGUGAUAUGAAUGAGGCUUUCUACUAUUCAUCGUCAAACUAUAUGAAUUGGUCUCUACCAUACUACUCAGCUCAGAACUUCACUGAUAACGCUGUGCCACUUACACAACCAAUUAACUAUCAGCCAACCGCACCAGCAAAGCCUAACCCAUAUAGUACCACCGAUUCUAAAUUGACCAAUAACGAAUUAGAGGAAAUCACCAAGACUGUAGAUGAACAAAUUACCGAACAUUCAGAUUUCGCAUUGAGCUUAAUCAUAUUUUUAUUAGGAUUCUUUUUAUUUGUACCAUGGUUCUUUGGAUUCCUAUAUCUUAGAUCCAAGAGUAUUGCAGCAAGAAAACUAGCUGUUACAUCCUUAGUAUUAGCAGUUUUGUCAAUGAUCGCAAUGGUUUUAUUCUUCACUGUAUUUGAAGAUGUCUCCAUCGAGAUUGAACCAAAGUAA
This is a messenger RNA of Heterostelium album PN500, 642 nucleotides long. RefSeq lists its product as uncharacterized. The record is from RefSeq and is a predicted model, not a curated record. NCBI's taxonomy places the organism in Eukaryota, Evosea, Eumycetozoa, Acytosteliales, Acytosteliaceae. The coding region runs from base 1 to 642 and encodes 213 amino acids. The transcript has 2 exons.